Molecule: messenger RNA, 309 nt
Organism: Aspergillus tanneri
Lineage: Eukaryota; Fungi; Ascomycota; Eurotiomycetes; Eurotiales; Aspergillaceae
Product: double-stranded RNA binding motif domain-containing protein
Exons: 3
Coding region: 1-309 (102 amino acids)
Source: RefSeq, a predicted model, not a curated record
AUGUCACUCCCCAACAGCCCGCAAGCAAAUGGUGGUCGGGUCAGCUGGCAGGAACAACUUGGAGAAUACUGCCGUCGUGCGAAAAUUGAGCCUCCAGUCUUCCAUAUAGUUUCCGAUCGUCGAGGGGGUCGUACGGCUUGGUCCAGCUCCGUUACUGUUCAAGGACGUAAUAUCGCCGCGCGGUACUGGUACGAUGGCCAAUAUAUCAACAACGCGAAGGAGGAUGCGGCAGAGGUUGCUAUAAAGCAAAUCAAUCCAGCGGUAACCGGAGUUGCAUCCACUCUCCCGGGACAAUUAUUCCGCUGCUAG